AUUGACGUUGGUUCUUUGAAACCGGGCUCGACCCUUGAUCGCUGUGUGGUGCCUUACCGUGAUCGACUGUGAGCACUGGAUCAAAAAAUUAUUCUGUUGAUGUUUGGAAAUUAAUCCCACAGAUGUGCGUAUGUAAAUAACCGUGCUCAGACGCCGCUAUAUUUCAACAUUGUGUUUGAAGUGGUCACGUGUUGCAAGCAACUCCUUUUCCGGUUUAAUUCUAGGAAAGCCUUUAAUGGCUUCACAGUAGUCAGAGCAUAAAUAAGACUUGCAAAAGGAAAGCUAAAGUAGAAGAAAAACUAUGGCAUUUGCAUCUACUAGAGGCUUUGGCAGUAACAGUAGAGGGCAGAGCAGAAGAGGAGGACAGAGACGUGAUGGAAACCAGCGAAACAGAAUAGGAAGUGGUCGGUUUGCAGGGACUGAUGAACGCAGAAAUAACGACGAGAGAGCAGGUGGUAGGGCUGGUUGGAAUGGUCAAAACGCUGAGCUGCAAGGAGCCAGGAAAGAUGUUGGUAAAUCUCCAAGAAAUCCAGCUGCGAAUGAAAAGAGCAGCGCAAAAUCUCACAAACCAUCGCCUCUUCAUCUUCAAAAGUUGAAGCGAAUGUUGACUGCGGAUCCAACGGAUGUCGUCUUAGAUUUGCUUAAACAUGAAGAACAACUUCAGAAUGUUCUGGAAGACCCGCGUAUCAGGGAUGAUUUCGUAGAACUGCUUCUUGAGAUCCUGGCAAAGGUGUAUGAGACGCAUAUGAAAGAAAAUUUGAUCAAAAUUAUGGCUCUUUUUCCUAACACAGUAUUUAUACGCAGUUCUCUUCCUCGCUACGUCAUGCAAUUACCAAUGAAAGGAAGACGAACGCCACAAAAACAUGUCAAAAAUAUCAUUCUGUUUUUUGAUCAAUUAUUACGAAGGUUUCCUGAUAAUUAUUCGGAGAUUCCCUUAGAUUCGCUUGUGGUAGCCACGAUGAGCCUUGGUUCAGAGAUGCAGUCUCAAGUCUCAACACAAGUACAGAAUCUGGUUAGUAUGAGGCAACGUAUUAUUGAAAAAAAAUCGAAGCCCCGUUCCAAAAUGAAAGAGCCCCAGCCUGAACCAAAACCCCCUGAUGACUUCCGAGAAAUUUCGGUGUAUCCGACCACAGACGAUCUUCAGGAAAACAAAGUUGUAUUUCUGAGAAAGAACAUCGUUGAAGGAAAAUAUGAAGAUGUAACGCACUAUCUUGACGUCCAGUUCCGACUUCUACGCGAAGAUUUUGUCGGACCGCUCCGUGACGGCGUGAACGAGAUAGCUGGAGGUGUUACUCGAGAUGAACGUAAUCAAAAUCUUCGUAUUUACAGAAAUAUUGAGAUAAUUGAUACCGUUUGCACGAACUCUGGCAUAGUUUACAGCAUAGGAUUCGACAUACGUCCAUUGCGUAGAGUGAACUGGGAGAACUCGAAAAGAUUGAUAUUUGGCACGUUUCUUUGUCUGUCAAAAGAUAACUUCAAGACGCUUGUUUUUGCCACCGUUACUGAACGCAAACCCGAGCAAUUGUUGAAUGGCGAGCUUCAGGUGCGCUUUCUUGGCGAACUUCCUGACAUUCACCGCGGUGAUCACUUUCAAAUGGUCGAGUCCCCAGGAUACUACGAAUCUUAUUGUCAUAAUUUGCAAGGAUUGCAAGAAUUGUCUGAUGAUAAAAUGCCCUUCGCCAGAUAUUUGGUGUAUUGCGAAACAGAUGUCCAUCCACCAAAAUAUCUGUCUAAAGACAAGCAUGAUGAUGAAGAUGAUGAUGAUAUGGUUGACAAUCCACACCUACCUUUAUCAGCAAGGUACGAUUUUGAAGAUAUAUUGAGUAGUAAACAGUGGCUUCCUCCAGUGAAUAUUCUAUCGCCAUCAGCUUGGCCAAAGGUGGAUGAUGUCGAAUUGAACCAAUCACAGCUCGAUGCUAUUCAAGCCGCGUUGACUAAAGAGUUUGUGGUCAUCCAAGGUCCGCCAGGGACUGGGAAAACGUACGUGGGAUUAAAAAUUGUUCAAGUUUUGUUAAACAAUCAGAAGCACUGGCGUUUAUCUGGAAUCGAACCACGAAACAUUGAUCGUAGAGAAAUGGGGUUCUAUGAAAGAUUUGCUUCCGAAACAGUCGGUUCCCCAAUGCUUGUCGUUUGUUACACAAAUCAUGCUUUGGAUCAAUUUCUCGAGGGUAUCCUCGACUUUGAUGAGGAAGGCAUCGUUCGGGUUGGCGGACGAAGUGACAGUGAACGUCUCAAAGAAUAUAAUCUGUGGAAUAAAGCGCGACGUACUGUUGCCUGGUACAAUAUACAAGAUCGGCUUAAGGAUUUGUCUAAUCAAAUACAAGAAGAGAAAAAUUGUCUCAAGAAGGCUAACUUUUUUAAUCUAAAGCUCGAAGAUUUGUUUCCAGUCAUCGGCGAGAGUGAAAUGAAUCAAUUGUUGCCUUAUGUUAAUGUUGCUGCGUUUAUUAACACUACUGUUCUUCAAGCGUGGCUCAAUAUGCAGCCCUUGCCUUUCUAUGCCCAUGUGAGUCUCGAGAAAGACGAGAUGAAUAGAUUAGAACAGGAGGGUGAUAGAUGGGACGUAGAGGGUGAUACAGUGGAAGAGGAUGAUGAUGAUGAUGAUGUUAGAUCAGAUAGUGAUGAUAGUGAAGAAUUGGGGGAGAAUGAUGUGGAUCAAGCAGGAUACGAAGGAGUAAGAGAGGAUGAAGGAGACAAAGAGGAAGCAACGGUGGAUGUUGAAAAAGAUGCAGAACGCUUACAAAAUGAGCGGAAGCUUGGGGACGACUUCGCGGCUAUACAACGGGAUGAAGAAGACGCAGGACAAGGAAUGACGCAGGAUCACUUCAAUUUUGUCAACCUCAGAAGAAGAAUUGCUGAACUCGAGGAAGAACAGAGAAAUCAAGAAAACUUCGCUCCACCAGAUAUCAGUUUGUGGCGUCUCGAUUUCAACACACGUCGACAAUUAUACCAACACUGGGUGAGACGCUACCAAGAAACUCAUUUGAGGGAAUUGGAAGAACUUUAUCAAGAAUACGAAGUAUCUUGUCACCAAAUGACGGAGAUAAAACAUGGACAAGAAGAGGACGCCUUACGCCGAGCAACUGUGAUUGGUAUGACCACAACUGGCGCAGCAAAAUAUAGAAAUGUCUUGCAAAAGAUUCGACCGAAAAUCAUUGUUGUUGAAGAAGCUGCUGAAGUUCUUGAAGCUCAUAUCGUCACCGCGUUAUCGCAAGGAGCUGAGCAUUUGAUUCUCAUCGGUGAUCACAAACAACUGAAACCAAAUCCAAGUGUUUACACCUUGGCAAAGAAAUAUAAUCUAGAAGUUUCUUUAUUUGAGAGGAUGGUACGAAAUGGGAUGAAAUGUCACACUUUGGACACCCAGCAUCGCAUGAGACCCGAGAUUGCUCGUCUGAUGAAGUUCAUUUAUGACGAUCUCAAGAAUCACGUCAGCGUUGAAAAUUUUGAAGACAUCUUAGGAAUUUCUAAGAACAUUUUCUUCAUCGAUCAUCAAAAGCCAGAGAAAAGCGACGAUGAGUUACGAAGUCACUCGAAUGAACACGAAGCGAAGUAUAUCGUGGCAUUAUGUGGGUACUUACUACGACAGGGUUACGACAGAACACGAAUUACAGUUCUGACAACAUACACUGGACAGUUGUUGCAACUAAAACGGCUAAUGCCCAAGGCGCAGUUUCAAGGAGUUCGGUUAUGCACUGUAGAUAACUUCCAAGGAGAAGAAAAUGAUAUUAUUUUGUUGUCUUUAGUUCGCAGUAACGAGGAGAGUAAGAUUGGAUUUCUUGGAAUCUCAAACCGCGUCUGUGUUGCCUUAUCAAGAGCACGUAUGGGAUUCUUCUGUAUUGGUAAUAUCUCAAUGAUGGCCGGAAAGAAUGAGCUUUGGCAGAAGAUUAAGAACGAGUUAGAACAACAACAAGCAAUCGGAUCUGCUCUACCAACCUACUGUCAGAAUCACAAGGACACAAAAGUCGAGAUGGUUACUGCACAAGAUUUUAAGAAAGCUCCAGAAGGCGGCUGUACCCUCCCGUGUGAUUUUCGCCUGGAUUGCGGGCAUAAAUGUGAGAUGGCGUGUCACCCGGUAGAUCGUGAUCACAAACAGUACGUGUGUAUCAAACCCUGUAACAAGGAAGUUUGUACCUUUAAACACCGCUGUACAAGAGAAUGCCACCAUGGAGAGACAUGUGGGCCUUGCCGAUACUUGGUUACCAAGAUCCUUCCUUUCUGUAACCACGAGGUGGCCAUGCGAUGCAGUGAUGAUGUUCGUACUUUUGAAUGCACCCGACCUUGUGAAAGAUAUCUCGAAUGUGGUCACCCAUGUCAUAGUCUUUGUGGUCAAGAUUGUAACGUAAAAAAAUGCGAAGAGAAAGUCAUGAAGACCCUCCAAUGUGGCCAUAAAGUAAAAAUUUCCUGCUCAACUCCGAUUGAAACUUACAAGUGCGAAGAACCUUGUGAAAGCCACUUAGAUUGUGAACACAAGUGCGCAGGAAACUGUCAUAAAUGUAAACAAGGAAGAAUCCAUUUGCCUUGUCAAUAUCCUUGUGGUCGUACUUUGAUCUGUUCACAUUCCUGCAAAGAGCCAUGCACUAGGGACUGCCCCCCCUGCCAGCAGGACUGCCAAAACCAAUGUCUCCACAGUAAAUGUCGUAAAACCUGUGGUGAAGCCUGUGCUCCAUGCCAAGAGCCGUGCAGUUGGGAGUGCAAGCAUAAGAAAUGCAAGAAGCUUUGCUCAGAGAUUUGUGAACGUAAGCCAUGCAACGUGCAUUGCAAGAAAAAGUUGCCCCUCUGUGGCCACAAAUGCGUUGGUCUCUGUGGCGAGAAGUGCCCACGACUCUGUCGUGUUUGCAAUAAAGAAGAGCUAACCGAAAUUUUCUUCGGAGAUGAAGACAACUACCGUGCACGAUUUGUCGAACUCUUGGACUGCGGACAUGUGUUUGAAGUAGAAAACCUUGACAAGUGGAUGGCUCGUGAAGAAGAUGAUGUCACCAACAUUCAACUCAAGUCCUGCCCGAAGUGUAAAACCCCGAUACGAAAAAGUUUCCGUUAUGGAAACGUAAUCAAGAAAGUCCUCCGCGACAUUGAAGAGAUAAAAAAGAAAGUACGGGAAAAUGGUGAAGACAGCAAGAAAAAGAUAACAGAGUUGAAUAGCAAAUUGAGUGAUUUACGAUCCAAGUAUCCACUCGUUACGAAAUCAAGUGAUGAUACUGCCGAAGAAAAUCUUGGCUUACGACGUAGAAAAGUAAAUCUCCGUGUGGCGGCACAAUUACCACAAAAGAACUCGCCUUAUUCCACUAUUGUGUCCAAGAUGGACUCUGCUAGCAACCAGGAACUUGAUCUUUUGAUGUUUCAAGUACAACUCUUACCUUCCAUUUACGAAAUCAAGACAAAGUUCUUGGAACGAAUGGAAGGUAACUCCAAGUUUGAUGAUCUUCGUCAGAAGUUGACAAACUUAGAAACCUUCCUGAUGGCGAUUACGAAGUUUAGCAGCCAACUUAUGUCGGAUUUAUAUGAAGAAGUUCAACGGAUUGGUCUUGCUUGCAAGUUGAGAAUGGUCCAACACGAUAUUGCCGCAUCAGGAAAGUCUGUUCCACGUGAGAUACAGUCAAACAUUGAUGAAAUCUCAGCGUUGUUUCAAUUCAAGAGUAAGAUAAAGAACGAAGUCAGAGAAAAAGCGAUCAAAGAUUUGGAUAAGAUCUGUAAAGAUCUUGGUCUGGGGGCCAUCACAGCUGAGGAGAGGGCUGCGAUUGUUAGAGCUGUUGGUUUAACCAAGGGUCAUUGGUUUAAAUGUCCUAAUGGUCAUUUCUACGCCAUUGGUGAGUGUGGCGGGGCAACGGAAAGGGGAGUAUGCCCGGAGUGUCACGAGGUUAUAGGAGGUGAACAUCACACAUUAGAAGCAAGCAACCAGUUUGCCCCGGAGAUGGAUGGUGCUUUACACCCAGCUUGGUCGAAUCAAGCAAACCUAGCGAAUUAUGAUCUCGAAGAACUCCGAUUUUUCUAAGAUACAGUACACAAGAUGAACCUCGAUGAUAUAACGAUGCUUGUUUUAACACACUUCCUGGAGCCAAAAGGAUUUUAUAUGAAGAAUAUUUACCGGUUAACAUUUUAAAGUUUUUUUAUGUUUCAGUAUUAUUUUGUCAGAAACCUUAUAUAGUUUAAAAUGCAUGAAAUGAGGACACUUGAAUCAACGUGAGCA
Molecule: messenger RNA, 6181 nt
Organism: Dendronephthya gigantea
Lineage: Eukaryota; Metazoa; Cnidaria; Anthozoa; Malacalcyonacea; Nephtheidae
Product: NFX1-type zinc finger-containing protein 1-like
Exons: 7
Coding region: 302-5986 (1894 amino acids)
Biological process (GO): regulatory ncRNA-mediated heterochromatin formation
Cellular component (GO): nuclear RNA-directed RNA polymerase complex; nucleus
Molecular function (GO): zinc ion binding; helicase activity
Source: RefSeq, a predicted model, not a curated record